Messenger RNA from Xyrauchen texanus (razorback sucker), 1289 nucleotides. RefSeq names its product M-phase-specific PLK1-interacting protein-like. Bases 121 to 648 code for a protein of 175 amino acids. Gene Ontology annotation, cellular component: midbody; nucleus; centrosome. The transcript has 2 exons. Lineage: Eukaryota; Metazoa; Chordata; Actinopteri; Cypriniformes; Catostomidae. The record is from RefSeq and is a predicted model, not a curated record.
UUGUAUUUCUGGUUCCGGGUUAACACAUGUUUUGUUGCGCUAAAAACCUUAAGUAGGCAGCUUACGAAACUAGUCGUCUGUCGAAGUGUAGGAAGCAAAGGGGAAAAAUAUCUCGAGACAAUGCAAACACCACAUUUUUGCCAUCCACGCCAGGGAUCGGGUCCGAGAUCUGGAGGUUUCCGCAGUUCACCUCCCGCCUUUGUCAGGACAGGGGCUAUGUUUCCAUCGCCUCCGUGGGCAUUUUCAACCCCGCCGCCGACGGUUGGACCGAGAUUUGGACAGUGUUCUCCAAAUACCCCACCGAGAGAGUUUGGUGGUAACAGGGGUGGGAAAUAUUUUAACAGUUACUCGCCGGGUCACACACCGCGCAGAUCAAACCCCAGUCCUCGCGGCACACCGUACAGACACUCGCCGUAUGAGAGUCCCGGACGACACUCUGGACAUCAGGGUUCGCCACGGACAUCCACACCGUUUGGGUCAACGCAUGGCAGGGGGAGAGGGACAAAUUAUACGGAAAAGUAUUACAAACCAUCAAUGCUCCAAGAUCCCUGGGCUGACCUACAGCCCAUCUCGGUCACAGAAACUCAGUCUAAAUGCAACUUCCAACAAACCACAAAUACAGGCAGGCAAGGGAGGUACUACAAUUAAAACUCGAUACAUUUAACGGAAAUGUAGCUUAACUUCAGUAAUAACACAAAAGUAAUAUUUAGUGCACCAAUGUAGCAAUUGCUGAUUUGUUUCAAGUCAAACAGAGUCAGCCUGCACCCGAACAUGUCAUUGACUUAAGUCAGGAUGUACCAGCAAUAAUUCGUCCUUUUUUUUUUUUUAAAUCGUGUGUACUUUCUGGUACACAGUCACUCUCUUUUACUUUUUAUAUCUGCAUUUGAACUACAGGAGAAGAUGGGUGCUAUUGUAACUGGAAACCUAUUCAAAGUAGUUUGUCCUUUCUGGCCCACUCCCAUGGAGUUUGCUAAUCUCAUUCAUUGAAUUCAGAGGCACCUCUAUAGACUCAGACAAGAUACAGUCAAAACAAAAGAGUUCUGACCAACACACCCAUCUACCUCUUAACAUUGACUAUUGCAAAUGAGAAAAACAAGUAUUUGUAGGUUUGCCUCUUUUCUGCUUUUUUUAAGGACUGUAAAUGUUUUUUACUUUUUAUUUUUGGUUGCCUCUUUUGAUUGUAUAACAAACUGAAAAUGUAUUUUCUGUAUAAUGAAAAAAGUGGACUUAUUUCAGACAUAAAUAGCCAAUUAAGGACUAUUGUUGAAGCUUCAAUUAAUAAAAAUGUA